Messenger RNA from Pristis pectinata (smalltooth sawfish), 3158 nucleotides. Its product is annotated as neurensin-1-like. Bases 323 to 907 code for a protein of 194 amino acids. Gene Ontology annotation, biological process: nervous system development. The transcript is spliced from 3 exons. NCBI's taxonomy places the organism in Eukaryota, Metazoa, Chordata, Chondrichthyes, Rhinopristiformes, Pristidae. Gene Ontology annotation, cellular component: transport vesicle; neuron projection; neuronal cell body. The record is from RefSeq and is a predicted model, not a curated record.
AAUACUGUAUGUGUCAGGCAAGCAGCUGAGGGAAGAUCAACGAACAGGAACUGCAUAAUCUAAUUAUUUCUGGUGCUUCCUGUCUGCUGGCACAGUUCUCAAGGUUGAAGCAGCGCUGAGUUGCUCACUGUAUGUGUGUACGAGGGAGAGUGUGCACGGAUCUGGAUGGGGGCCGUCAGUGUGAAACUGGCAGGCACUGAGAAGAACCCCAACCCAGGAUCCACCGACGCCCGGACCUCAGAACAGGGAUUAAUCUCGUCGGGCACUGACAGCUGGUGGAUGGAAUUGCUGUUUUAGAGCUUGUGUUGCAACAGGGAACUCCAUGGCGGGCUGUGCAGACUUCUGCACGUCCCACACACGGGCUGGUCCAGCGGAGGGGCACCGAUAUGGGGUGCGCUCCUACCUCCACCUGUUCUAUGAGGACUGCACUGGCUCGGUGCUGGAGGACGAGGACCCAGUCGGGCUGAGGACACAGCGCUCACCCAGUAACUGGCGCUCUGCCCUCUGGAAGGUAGGCCUGUCAGCGGGGACCAUCCUCUUCCUCGUCGGCAUGGCAACAGUCACCACCGGAUACCUGGUACCCCCGAAGAUCGAAGGCAUCGGAGAAGACGACUUCCUUGUCGUGGACAAGCGGGCCAUCGAGUACAACGAGGCCCUCGAGGUCAGCAAGCUGGUCGGAGCCAUCCUCUUCAGCGUGGGUGGCACGGCAAUAGCGGCGUGCGUUCUGGUCCUGACCAUUUCCAGACACGUCCCCAGGGAUGAGGAGAGACAGUUUUCCCCCAUCCUGAAGGAAGGGCCGCAGCAGAGGCAACACAGAGCAGUUCUAAAGACUGGGUCGCUGGGGGACGCCCAAAUCCCCGUUGGCUUUACGCGGGUACAAAAUGUCCAGCCCAAGACAGGAACAUGAGGAGACACAUCCAAGCCCUUCUGGAACAGGUCAACCCCAUGUACGUGAAGUCCUCAUCAAAUGGCCACAUUUCCAUACAAUGGCUUUGAGAAGGGCUUCUACAUUAAUGUUGAAUCCCAGUACCCACUCCCCUCCACCUUGCCUUUCGUUGACCUAGAGAUGUUCCAAUCCAAUGCCUAGCACUGCCAAACCUGCUGUGGUAAUGUCACGUCUUUUCUGGCCUUUUCUCCCCUUUGAUGUCUCUCACACCACCAUCGGUUGCUUUGCCUUCAGUAGCCCAAGCCCCAAGCUCUGAAACCUCUAUCCUCCUCUCUAUCUCCUUUAAGGUGCUCCUCAAUAACCGUACCUUGUUGACCGAAUUUUUGGUCACCUGGACUGAGAUGUCAUGGGAGAUGUGACAUGGGAGUCAACGUUUCUCCCCCGUCUUUUCUUGCAACAUAGAAGGAAGCCAUUUUGUUCGGCCCAUCGUGUCUAUUCCGGCUCACAGAGCAAUCCCAUUCUCCCACUAAUUUUCCCUCUAAUCAAUUCUUCCCAGAUUCCCAUCAAUAGCUCCCUGGAUUCUACCUAUCAGUCAUAAACUAGGGGGAACUUACAGUUACCAAUUAACCUAUUAACCUACCAACCCGUACAUCUUUGGGAUGUGGGAGGAAACCAGAGCACCUUGAGGAAACCCACACGGCCACAAACUCCACACAGACAGCACCGGAGGUCGGGAUUGAACCCGGGUCUCCAGAGCUGUGAGGCAGCGGCUCUACCAGCUGUGCUACUGUGCUGUUUGAUGAAGUACCAUUUGUUAUGUUGAGGAAAUACUUGGUGACCUGAUCUCAUCAGCGGCAUCAUGGAGUGCUGAUCCACGUCUAAAGCAAGAGAGUCGAUGGGCACUCUGCUUUUAUCUUAGCAAAUUAAGUCAAAAGGAUCUUUAUCCACCCCAUCUGCUGCCCCCUUUGUUAAUAUAAUUGCAAUAAGUGUGAUCAUUUGGGAGGUUAAAUGAAAAUCAGUUCUUCCACAAAGGAGACGUCGUCUCAAUUUUACUCAGAAAUCUCAAUUCUUUAAUUUCAUUUCAGAUAUUUCCCAAGAGCAAAGUAGUGAAGUGCGGAGCAGGGAAAAAUGAUUCCAUGCAUCCAAGUGGAGGGAGCAAAGACUGAAAAUCAUCCCCUCUUCCCAACACCCACCUUCCCAACCCCAAGUGAGACACUUCAAUGGACUCACAGGUGCAUCCUGGAGGUUCUUCCUUAUCUCCAGGAGACCAGGGUGUGGAGUUACCACCUUUCACCCUACCCACAGGCUGUUUUGAGUUGAUUAACUGCUCUUGGAGUUGAAGUUACCAUGAACUUGUUAAGUCAUCCACGGGACAUGGGUGUCACGAGGAAGGCCAGCAUUUCUUACCUCUCCCUAACUGCUCUUGAACUGUCUCUUGCUAAGUCACUUCAAAGCCGACACACUCUGUCUUCCUUCUCCCAAAGGCCUCAAUGAAACCGACAUUUCAGACCAUAAAGUACAAGAUAUAGGAGCAGAAUUAGGCCAUUCGGCCCAUCGAGUCUGCUCCGCCAUUCAAUCAUGGCUGAUUUUUUUUAACCCCACUCUCCCGCCUUCUCUCAGUAACCCUUAACCCCCUUACCAGUCAAGAACCUAUCAAUCUCUGCCCUAAAUGCACCCAAUGACUUGGCCUCCACAGCCCUCUGUGGCAACAAAUUCCACAGAUUCACCACCCUCUGGCUGAAGAAAUUCCUCCUCAUCUCAGUUCUAAAGGGACGUCCCUUUAUUCUGAGGCUGUGCCCUCGAAUCCUAGACUUUCCUCCUGAUGGGAACAUCCUCUCCACGUCCACUCUAUCCAGGUAUUUUAAUGAUAACCUGCAGUUUUCACAGAGCUUAUCACUAGCUUUUUAAAUUCUAGAUUUAUUUUAUGAAUAGAAUUUUGACUCUCCAGCCAUUGUGUUGGGAUUUGAACUCAGAUCCCUAGGUUGUUAGUCCAACCCCAUACACUACAAGCCUAGCAACAGGACUACAAUGCAUCCCAUGACCUGUUCCACAAGGGCUGUGGAAAUGCCUUCCGAAGGUGCAGUGUACUGAACCCACCCAAUCAUGAUGGAGUCCACCUUCAUCCCAAAAUGAUUUUGUCACAACUUCAUGAGAUAUAAGCAACUGAAAUACAUGAAUAAAAGAACCACAUCACUACCCACUGCAGGCACAGAGUGUUUGUGAACAUUUACUGAAACUCUCUCUACUCACUGUAUAAAUUCUCUUCUUCUUU